AUGAAUUUUGAGAACAUUGUAAAAUUUAUAGAGAAAUCCGAGGCUUGCCUAAACUAUGAAUUAAUUUCUGCACCUUUUGCUCCUAAUACUUUUUCAUUAUGGAGAGAAGUAGUCUAUGAAAAUUUGUAACCUGAUUAAUGGUUUGAAUUUGUGAAACAGAUAGAUAAAUAAUUGUUUUUAAGAUAUUUGCAAAACGUUAGAGAAGCAUAUGCAAAGAAACUUACAUAUUAAGAUUUGAAGUUGAAUGUGAGAUAUGAGAUAGAUGUCAAAAAGUUGGAGAAAAUUUUUGAAAAUGAUCUAAGUAAUAGACUAUUACAUUGAUUUAGAGAAGCAGGUUGAUACAUUAACAUUGUAUCUCUCUUAUUACCAAGCUCAAGUUGAAUACGCUUACGAUUUGUUAAGGAGAAUACAUACCUAUAAGUUUGUGGACUUUACUGUUGAAUAAUUUUAGACAUUGCAAAAAGAUUAAACUUUGUAUUAGAAAUAUUUGGAUAAUAUUGUAAUGGUUAUAUAAAUUUUACAUAUAGAUGGGAGGGUUCAUUUAGAAUGUUUAAGAGAUAGCAACUGAGAAGAUAAAGGAGUUCUGUGCAAAUGGAUUAAUAAAAAAUAAUUCAUUUUUGGAAUCUGGGAAAUCCUUUAUUAGUUAAUUUUUAUUCAAAGGAGGCAUUGCAGUUAGUAAAUUAAGCAAUGUAAAUUUGGGUUUAUUUGUAAAAAUGUUGAAUUAAUGAUUUAGAUUGGUGGAAUUAUAGCAGAAUAAAUUGUCAGUAAAGUAGCAUUGAGUAUAAUGACAUAGAGGAUUAGUUCUAAAUUAGAUUUGUUGUAAUUGGAAUUAGAUCAGAUGACAAAUGAAUUAACUCAGAUCAAUUCAGAUUUGGAUAAUUUGAUUUAUAGAACAGCUGAGGAGUUUCCUAAAAACUUUGAAUAAAACAAAACAUGUAAAUAUAUAUAUAAAUUGGAUUAAGUUAUACAAGUAUUUGUUUAAAAGAAAUACAAAGUAAAUUUAGGAUCUGAUAUCAUUUAUUGUUCAGACACUAAUACUAUAAUUCAGAAGAGUGUUGAAGACGAUUGUGUAAUUCUAGAUUAACUUGAAUUUAAUUUAGAACUUCAAGAGGAAAUGGAUGAAGAUGUUUAUAUAAUAAAUUCACCCGCAAAUAUCAAAGAUAUUAUUUAAGAGAAUAAAUCUAAAAAAUUGGAAUGA
Paramecium octaurelia is the source of this 1198-nucleotide messenger RNA. The record is from the annotation of a GenBank genome assembly. Lineage: Eukaryota; Ciliophora; Oligohymenophorea; Peniculida; Parameciidae.